UUUUGCUCCGCUCGUACACGCAAAGAGACGAACACGUCGCCGCGCCCGAGCUCACGGUGCGCCUCACCUACUGCAAACCUCUGCAAAUGCCUAUAAAUACACCGACGAGGCAGCGAUCACUCUCCAUUCACAGCAACAGCACAUCUCGCAGCUUAAUUUCAGCUUACUGAUCAGUGAUCACUGAGCUAGCUGAGACAAGUUUUUGAGUAUGGCAGCGAAGGCAUCUGCAGUGUUCGUCCUGCUGGUGGUGGUGCUCGCGGUGGCCGCGGCGAUGCGGGGAGCGGAGGCGGCGACGUGCACGCCGACGCAGCUGACGCCGUGCGCGCCGGCGAUCGUGGGGAACUCGCCGCCGACGGCGGCGUGCUGCGGGAAGCUGAAGGCGCACCCGGCGAGCUGCUUCUGCCAGUACAAGAAGGACCCGAACAUGAAGAAGUACGUCAACUCGCCCAACGGCAAGAAGGUCUUCGCCACCUGCAAGGUUCCCCUGCCCAAAUGCUAAGCACCUCGUAUGGUCACACACGCACUGGUCAUCAAUACAGUAGCACACCAAUGGCAUAUGCAUGGUUUUCAGGCUGCCAUUAUGCCAUAUGGGUGUCAGUUUAAGUAUACUAAUAAAAUGAGUCACUAGACAGUGUUCUGUUUAAAGUUUCAGAAUAAAAUCCAGGCUCAGUACGUGCUCGGUGUGUUAUGAGCUUCUGCUCUGCAAGCUUUAUGUGUCAUGUAUAUGUUACAGAAAUAAAUGUGAGACGGCUUUCUGCUUAAGGUCCAAUUGCACUUUUGUACUUUUGAAGUUCAGUCAUACAAGAUCAACAGUUACACAA
Oryza sativa Japonica Group (Japanese rice) is the source of this 821-nucleotide messenger RNA. RefSeq names its product non-specific lipid-transfer protein 2. The record is from RefSeq and is a predicted model, not a curated record. Gene Ontology annotation, biological process: lipid transport. Lineage: Eukaryota; Viridiplantae; Streptophyta; Magnoliopsida; Poales; Poaceae.